AUGCCGCAAAAUCGUUUCGACACCCUCGUCGAUGAGCUUGCAGAGGCAAAUAACUUCACAGGAAUCACCACCAAUCACUUGACGAUAGAAUAUACGAAAUCUUCCACUGCCCAUCAUGCCAUAUGCAAGAAAACAAAUAAUCAUACGAAUCGGACCAAUUGUGUCAUUAAAGGCACAUGCAAAUGUAAUCCAGCCGAAGAUUCCAUUACUUGCUAUUGCACCAACAAUAACAUUACAGAAAACACACAGCUUUCCGAAUUGCUACCCAUGCCCAUACCAAAUGGAUUAAUCACAGCAGAAAAACACCACAACAUUCCAACAAUAAGAACUAGUGCCCUUUCAGCGGAAAUCAUGCUUUCACUAAGCCCCAACAUAACAUCUAUUGCACAAAACAUUCAAAAUUUCAAUUGCCGUAUUCUUCAUAACCUUGUUGGAUGUUAUAAUUGCAUCAAAGGUGCUGUGGCCACUAUAUUCUGCGAGUCCGACCUCCCACAAGCCACUGCGCAGAUAAUCUGUGGUCUACAACAAUUUACCGUCACUUGCACAAACUACGGCAAAUAUAAGCACAUACUUUUAUUCUUUAACAAAGCAAGAAUAAACGAGCAAUGCCAGGCCCACUGCGGUACACACACAACUAUUUUCCAACUCCAAGGAACAUUGAACUACAUAAACACUAUUCGACCCCUAUGGCACUACAUGAGACUUUGGAACAACGCUAAUGCAACAGAUUCCUCCUCCAACAUCGACAUCGCUCUCCCGGACUUCUCACAUUUCAUUCACACCUGUAAACAAUUUCUGCUCUAUAGCCUUACAAUUCUUACCAUUCUUCUCAGCGCGCUCAUGAUCAGCUACACUCUAUUUUGCUCUCAUCCUUCACAUUCCUCUAAACGAACUUCCACCUUCAAUAACAUAAUUUCGGUCAUUCCCCCUCUUAGAAUCUUACUUACUCUUCUUACACUUAUCCGCUGCUUUCCAUCUCAUAAUCCUACUCGCCCGCAUUCCGAUACGCCUUCUCGCGUCAUCUCGUUUCGUCAAGCACUGAAAGGAGGACGAACACGUGGAUGUCGAUCAACAGCUCGUUGCCAAAAGCUGGUCAACAUUUCGCUGUUUCCUCGCAGCCCCAAACAUCUAUGA
Cooperia oncophora is the source of this 1134-nucleotide messenger RNA. Lineage: Eukaryota; Metazoa; Nematoda; Chromadorea; Rhabditida; Trichostrongylidae. The record is from the annotation of a GenBank genome assembly.